Messenger RNA from Microthlaspi erraticum, 1359 nucleotides. Lineage: Eukaryota; Viridiplantae; Streptophyta; Magnoliopsida; Brassicales; Brassicaceae. The record is from the annotation of a GenBank genome assembly.
AUGCAAAAACGGGAUCUUGGAAAAUCCGGUGGCCAGUCCGGCGGAGCUUCGGCUCCACCACCGAAGAGAGGCCGACCAUUCGGUAGCACAAGUGCAAACUCAGCUGCUGCAGCUGCCGCCGCCGCUGCAGCGGAGGCGAUGUCUCCAUUAGCUUUACUCGGUCCUUCUCUUCUAGUUCACAAUUCCUUCGUCGACCAGAACAAUAGAAGAUUAGUCCUCGCGCUACAGAGUGGUAUAAAGAGCGAAGUAACAUGGGCAUUGAACACACUCACAUUGCUCUCCUUCAAAGAGAAAGAAGAUAUCCGAAGAGAUUUCACUCCUCUCGCAAAGAUCCCUGGCUUGCUUGAUGCCCUUCUCCUUAUUAUUGAUGACUGGCGUGACAUAGGUCUCCCAAAGGACCUAGCAAGAGGAGCUAGAGUCAGAUCCUUAGGUGCAAACUCCUCGGUUACAGGAUUCGGUACUGAGUACGACGCUUUAGCCACUAUUCAAACCCCUGGCUCUUCAGCUGGUGGUGAGGCGUUAGGGAACAAGAGGUCGUCUCAGUGGUGGAACGAAGAGGACGGUUUGUUUCACAUAGACGAUGAAGGGAGAGCAGAGAAACAGCUGAGCGCCAUUGCUGCUUCAAACGUUAUCCGCAACUUCUCCUUCAUGCCUGAUAACGAAAACCUAAUGUCUCAGCAUCGCCAUUGCUUGGAAACUGUCUUCCAGUGCAUUCAAGAUCAUAUGACCGAGGAUGAAGAGCUGGUCACAAACUCGCUAGAGAUAAUUGUGAACUUAGCUCAUUUGAUGGAUCUUCGAAUCUUCAGCUCGCUUAAACCGUCAUUCAUCAACAUAAAUGAAAAGCAAGCUGUUCAAGCUGUGGUUGGGAUUCUUGAUUCUUCAGUGAAAGCUUGGAACUGUGCUGCUGCUGAAUUACUGGGGCGUUUGAUAAUCAAUCCUGACAAUGAACCUUUCAUUAGUCCCUUAAUUCCACAGAUACUCAGGCGACUAGUGGAUCUUAUAAGCAUACCAGCAGUUGAUGCACAAGCCGCAGCUGUUGGCGCAAUCUACAAUCUUGUGGAAGUGAACAUGGAUUGCAAGUUAAAGCUUGCAAGUGAGAGAUGGGCGGUUGAUAGGUUGCUGAAAGUGAUAAAGACUCCGCAUCCGGUGCCAGAAGUCUGCAGGAAAGCUGCGAUGGUACUAGAGAACCUUGUCUCUGAGCCUCAGAACAGAGGAUUGUUGUUGGCGUAUGAGAAUGCUUUCGUUGAGCUGCUUUUUCAAGAUGGCAAGUUUUCGGAUUCGUUUGCUAGGAUUUUGUAUGAACUGACUGCUAGAUCAAACAGCAGAGUGGCUUCGGCUAGAGGAAUCUGGGGAAUGUAA